UUCGUCUCAAAGCCUCUCAAGAGAUCGUAAUUGCAUCGACAAUGGCAGAUAUCCCUCGCUUCAAUUCCCACACACAUUCGACGGAAGCAAAUACUGCAAGAGACGGUGAGAUGAACGAUGGCUCGGACCAGAACUCUACAAGCCGGUCCGUAACUAGCCAUCAAAUAAACGAAGGACCGAAUUCAUCGACCGGUGCUAGUGUAUACAAUUUUUCUUAUUACGCGUCGGGAAUCCAUCCUUCAGUCGAACCAAGCCGUCCGCGGAUUCGACGUCAAGGAGGUGAGACGGAUAAUGAGGAGGCGAAUAGUGGCUCCGACCGAAACUAUACAAUAUCUUUGCGUUCUAGGCCUAGGGGAGUUCACAUCUUGCUGUCUCCGCCUUCCACAAAUGGAGCGCCUAUUUGGGAAGUGGUGAACACAAGGAGUACGAUCUGUACGGGAUGCGGACAUGAGGGGUUUCCGUCCGUUGUUGACGGGUUUUUGUACUGCCAACAAUGCGGAUCUCCAGCUACCAUCAGCAAUGGCGGCGGUUGGAUAGAUGAAGAUUCGGACGACGAGAUAACGAGUUACGAGGAGUUAGUUGAACUGCAGGAGAGGCUCGGGAAUGUCGGCUCCGGACUUAGCGAUAAAACCGUCGAAGAGCUCCUGUCUCGGUACAAGUAUCAGUACAGCGAAGAGAUUUGUUGUAUCUGUCAGGAAACAUAUAAAGCGGGGGAGGAUGUGGUGAAACUGGAAUGCCGUCACAUGUUUCAUUACAGCUGCAUCAAACGCUGGCUCACGACCAAGAACUCGUGCCCUCUUUGCAAGAACGUCGCUCUCAAGAAAGACAGUUGAUUGCCUUAUAUAUAUAUUAAUUAAUCCAAGAAUGUUUUAUUUUAUUUUAUUUUUUUAUUUUUUUGGUAACGGGUAUUUUAUUUUAUUUUGGUGGUAGAGAUGAUCACUA
Tarenaya hassleriana is the source of this 942-nucleotide messenger RNA. Its product is annotated as E3 ubiquitin-protein ligase RLIM-like. The coding region runs from base 42 to 833 and encodes 263 amino acids. Gene Ontology annotation, molecular function: ubiquitin protein ligase activity. The record is from RefSeq and is a predicted model, not a curated record. The transcript has 8 exons. NCBI's taxonomy places the organism in Eukaryota, Viridiplantae, Streptophyta, Magnoliopsida, Brassicales, Cleomaceae.